AUGUUCCAGGCGUUUGUGAUCUGUUUGUGCUUAUGGCGUCUGUUUGGUGUGUUUGGUGAAAUCAAGUCCGUGUCAGUGAUGGAGGGAGAAUCUGUUACUCUACACAAUGAGAUGACUGAAAUACAGAUAAAUGAUCACAUACUGUGGAGGUUUAGACCUGAAGAGAUUCUCUUAGCUUCAAUGCGUAAAAUGGAUAGAAACAUCUUUAAAUACCAUGCUGUUUGUGUUGUUGGUUAUAAUGUUGAUGAUGUGAGAUUCAAAUACAGAAAGCAGGUGAAUGAAAAGACUGGAUCUCUCACCAUCACAAACAUCACGACUGAACACUCUGGACUUUAUCAACUAGAUAUCAGAUCGAAAGUGGGAAAAAUCUCACACAGUUUCAAUGUUACUGUCUAUGCUCGUCUGCCCGUUCCUGUGAUCACCAGUAACUCUUCUCAAUGUUCUUCAAGCUGUAAAUGUGUGUUGGUGUGUUCAGUGGUGAAUGUGACACAUGUGACUCUCUCCUGGUACAAAGGAAACAGUUUAUUGUCCUCCAUCAGUGUGUCUGAUCUCAACAGCAGUCUCUCUCUACCUCUGGAGGUGGAAUAUCAGGAGAACAACAUCUACAGCUGUGUGAUCAACAAUCCCAUCAGAAACCAGACUAAACAUCUCAACAUUACUGAAGUCUGUCAGAUGUGUUCAGAUUGUGUCUUCUGUUGCAAUACUGUUGAAGCUGUGAUCCGAUUGGUCAUCUCUGCUCUGGUGGGCGUGGCUACGGUUGUUAUUCUUGUGUACGAACUUAGGUCACGAAAAGUCUUUGAACCGUAUAAUGGCCGUUUCUUCUGGCCGGGCAUUCACGGGGAUGUUCACAAGUGGUGUGCAUAG
Xyrauchen texanus (razorback sucker) is the source of this 864-nucleotide messenger RNA. RefSeq lists its product as uncharacterized. The record is from RefSeq and is a predicted model, not a curated record. NCBI's taxonomy places the organism in Eukaryota, Metazoa, Chordata, Actinopteri, Cypriniformes, Catostomidae. Bases 1 to 864 code for a protein of 287 amino acids. The transcript is spliced from 5 exons.